Messenger RNA from Zootoca vivipara (common lizard), 4933 nucleotides. The record is from RefSeq and is a predicted model, not a curated record. NCBI's taxonomy places the organism in Eukaryota, Metazoa, Chordata, Lepidosauria, Squamata, Lacertidae.
UAGGCGAGCCGGCGCUGCUGGGCCUGUUUUCUCGGCGCCCGCGCCCGCCCGCCCGCUCUCCCGCUUCGGCGCUGCCGCACUCCGGGGCCCGCCUGGGGUGGAAUCAUCGGGCCGAGUCAGCCCGUCAGCUUCCUCCGUCGGAGGAGAGAAGCGGGGGCGGACGCUGUAGCGCAGGAGGCUGUUGUGAGUCGGGCAGGGCAGGGCGGCCUUGCUGUGUGUGUUUUCCCGAGGGGGUCCACGCUGUGGUCGGGGGUGGAGAAGCGGAGGAGAAAGCGGGCUUUCUGGGCUGGUUGAAUUUGCCAUGAUUGGCAUGGAUGUUUGAAGGCCACUUUUUUACAAGUACGUUCCAGCUCUUGGCAGCACCAUCUUGAGUGUCUCUGAUGCUGGACAUUUGAAUGCUGAAGCUGGCAGAUCAUUCAGAGGGCUUGCAACAUGUUAUGUUGGGGAAAUGCCUCUUUUGGACAGCUUGGAUUGGGAGGCAUUGAUGAAGAAGUUGUCCUAGAACCCAGAAGAUGCAACUUUUUCAUAAACAAAAAGGUUCGAGAUGUAGGCUGCGGACUAAGACACACUGUGUUUGUCUUGGAUGAUGGGACUGUGUAUACAUGUGGAUGUAAUGAUUUAGGACAAUUAGGACAUGAAAAAUCCAGGAAAAGACCAGAGCAGGUGAGUGCCUUGGAUGCUCAAAAUAUUGUAGCUGUUUCAUGUGGAGAAGCCCACACGUUAGCAUUAAAUGACAGUGGUCAAGUCUAUGCUUGGGGUUUUGCUGCAGAUGGACAACUUGGCUUGCCUGGAACUGAGGAAUAUACCAGAGUGCCCAGAAACAUUAAAAGCUUGUCAGACAUCCAAAUAGUGCAGGUUGCCUGCGGCUACUAUCAUUCCCUUGCACUCUCCAAAGGUAGUGAAGUGUUUUCCUGGGGACAGAACAAACAUGGUCAACUAGGUUUAGGUUAUGAAUUCAAAAAGCAGACUUCCCCACAACAGAUAAAAUCUUUGCAAGGGAUACCUUUUGCACAAAUUACAGCAGGCGGAGCACAUAGCUUUGUGCUUACUCUUUCUGGAGCAGUUUUUGGGUGGGGACGCAACAAAUUUGGCCAACUUGGUCUUAAUGAUGAAAAUGACAGAUAUGUUCCCAAUCUUCUAAAGUCACUAAGAUCCCAGAAAAUAGUUUACAUCUCCUGUGGAGAAGAUCAUACUGCGGCUCUUACAAAGGAAGGUGGGGUGUUUACUUUUGGAGCUGGAGGCUAUGGGCAAUUAGGUCAUAACUCUACUGGCCAUGAGAUAAAUCCAAGAAAAGUUUUUGAACUUAUGGGGAGCAUUGUCACACAGAUCGCUUGUGGAAGGCAGCACACAUCUGCAUUUGUCCCUUCAACUGGAAGAAUUUAUUCUUUUGGUCUUGGAGGCAAUGGACAGUUGGGCAUGGGAUCAACCAGUAACAGGAAAAGUCCCUUCCCAGUGAAAGGAAACUCGCUUCCUUAUAAUGGAAACAUCCCACUAAAUUCAGAUCGUGAAGAAUAUUAUUAUGUACAUAGGAUUUUCUCUGGUGGAGACCAAAGCUUUUCACAUUACGUUACUCUACAGGAUUUGGAACCUCCAGAUGACUUCAGAUACCCAUGUGCUUCGAAGCAAAUCUGGACUGUUAAUGAAGGCUUCAUUCAGAGGUGGCUGCACUGCUCGUCUUCAGGAUCAGGGAGGCUCCCUGCAGAGAUAGCAAAUGAAAUCGACGGAACAUUUUCCUCAGCUGGCUGUCUAAAUGGAAGUUUUUUAGCUAUCAGCCAUGAUGAUCACUACAGAACUAGUGCCAGAUACUCAGGAGUUGACAUGAAUACUGCUCGACUUCUGUUUCACAAACUUAUACAGCCGGAACAUCCUCAUAUAUCUCAGCAGGUUGCAGCUAGUUUGGAAAAGAACCUUAUUCCUAAACUGACUAGUUCCUUGCCUGAUGUUGAAGCCCUAAGACUGUUUCUAACCUUGCCAGAAUGCCCACUAAUGAGUGAUGCAAACAAUUACAUGACACUAGCUAUCCCAUUUGCAACUGCUAUUGUGAAUCUAGAAAAGGCUCCACUGAAAGUACUUGAAAACUGGUGGUCUGCAUUGGAGCCUCCAUUGUUCCUUAAAAUAGUGGAACUUUACAAGGAUGUUGUUGUCCACCUUCUUAAAUUAUACAAGAUGGGCAUCCCGACUUCAGAGCAAAGAAUCUUCUCUAGCUGCCUGCACUCUUCUCUCAAGGUUUUGGAAAUUUUGCACAGGGUAAAUGAAAGAGGUGGGCAAAUCAUACAAUAUGAUAAAUUCUACAUACAUGAACUACAGGAUUUGAUAGACAUAAGAAGUGACUAUUUCCACUGGAUUCAGCAGCAGGCAUAUGGAAUGCUAGCAGACGUGCCAGUUACAAUUUGCACCUACCCAUUUGUGUUUGAUGCACAGGCAAAGACAACACUCUUGCAGACAGAUGCGGUCUUACAGAUGCAGAUGGCUGUUGACCAGGCUCACAGACAGAAUUUCUCAUCUAUUUUUCUCCCAGUAUUUGAAUCUGUCAAUCCAUGUCUGAUCUUAAUUGUGCGCAGAGACAAUAUUGUGGGGGAUGCCAUGGAAGUCCUAAGAAAAACAAAAAAUGUUGACUACAAGAAGCCUCUUAAGGGGAAGAAGCUGUUGAUGCAGGAGGAGUUCGCAAAGAAUUUUUCUUGCUUAUCAUGAGAGAACUGUUAGAUCCCAAGUACGGAAUGUUCAGGUAUGAUGAACAAUCGAGGCUCAUCUGGUUCUCAGAUAAGGUAUGUAAUUUGUUGGAUUUUGUGUAUUUAUAGUAGAAAUGAAUAUCUUGAUUGACUUUCAGUCAAUGGUAUCUUUGAGAAUAUUACUACUAUAAUUGCACCAGUGCACACUGCAUCCUUUAGUCUAUGAUAGCAUUUGUUAUGUUAGCCCUUUGCUCUUGAUCCUGAAUGUGCUCAUUUCUGUCCCCUUUCCCUGGUGGUCACAGAAGUCCAUGAAUACAACAGCACCUGAUUAAGUCAGUCUGUGUUGUGGUUGCUGCAUGGCUGUGUUUUUGUAGAGUGUGUUGGGGCCAAAAUAGAAGUAUCACCGCAUCUUAAAGUCUUAUGGCAUAAGCUUUUAUGAAGUACAGACCACUUCAUUGGGUACAUGAAGUGUUCACCUGAGUUGUUUGGAGGAAGGAUUGUAAAUAAUGAUGUUAGAUGAAAUGUAGAACAUAUGAUUAGUCACAAUUACAUUAUUAACAGUGGCCAUUCACAAAACUCUUGUUGGUGACAAAACAGACAUCCUAGCAUUUUAAACACAUAUAGUGUAAUAAAAAAUCCAAAUGUAGUGUGAUUAAAAGCCUUCCCACAGAAAUAUUCUACACUAGAUGUGCCACAACAGAAAAGGCCCUUUUCCUUUGUUGUAAUUGGCUUCACCAAGAUGUCUCAGAGAAAGGACUUCAAGGAUGAUCUUAGAACUUGAGCUGCAUGUUCCUGUAGAACAAAGCAGUCCUCCUAAGAUGAUUAAAGUUCUAAAGGCAAGAACCAGCACCUUAAACUGUGCCAGAGAUGCAACUAGUGCAGUUUUCCGUUGAGUGAGAUAUGAAAUAUAGUGCAUUCAAUUGGUCUCUGUUAAUAAUCUAGGCAUUGUAUUCCAUACCUGUUGAAGUUUCCUAGUUUUCUUCAAAGGCAGCACCAAGUGCAGUGCAUUAAUACAGGGUGUUACCAGGUCAUAGAUAACCAUCAUCAGGACCAGGGCCGUCUUAAGUUCAUCGAGUGCCCUGGUGCAGGGAUCCCUCGGGCGCCCACCCCACCCCCUCUUUAAAAAAGAAAAAGGGGGAAAGGAAAGCUCUUACCUUCCCUGGAGGCGCUCGCGCCGGAAGGCCUCGGGGCUUCCCGGAGCCCUCCCGCCGACAGUGGAGGCCAGAUGGCGCGCCAUGGAGCCAGUGGGGAGAGCCUCCCUGGCACAGCGUUAGGGCCUGGUGUGCCAGGCGGCGGGGGGAGCCUCACGGCGGCCCCUGCGCCUCACAGCGGGGCCGCGCUGUGCCAGAGGCCGCCCAGCAGCUUCUCAUGGCCCCCGGCCGUCUCCUGCAACUCCGGCACUUGCGGGGUCCACGUGGCCUCCCCUCUUCCGUGGGUGGGCCACAGGGCCCGGGUGGGUCUGGGCAGUGCCAGGAGGCCUCCCGGCCGUUUCCUUGCGCCAACAGGGCACUGCAUUCCUUCCCACCAACAGGGCACUGCAUUUCAUUGGUAGAGCUGCUGCCAUGUGGCGUCGCCUCUACCAAUGAAACGCAGCAUCGGGGUGAGGGAUGACCCUGGCGCUGCAGAGCGGAACAGGGUCCUAGUGCCCCUGUUCCCUGCUCUCCCCUGAGCAGCGCGGCUGGCAGGCGUGCAAGACUCAGAGGAGGGAAAAGGGAGGCCGCCGCACAGCUCCUCCACUUGCUGGGGCGCCCCUGAGCGCCCCGCGCCACUAGAGCCAGUGGGCAAGCCGGCCCUGAUCAGGACAUCUCUCUAGAAUCCCAACCCUCAAAGCACUGGUUGCUUGCCACUUGAGUUGUUGCCUGGCUACACUAGAGGGGAUUGUAAAAUCAAAUACAAAGCAAUUAAACACCCUUUUCUGUAACCCUUGAAGAAAUGGCUUAAUGAGUUUAUAACCCUAUAGAUCCCAACCUCAAACAUAUACAUGAAUACUAACUAGCUUGCAAAAUUAUUGUGAUUCCACUUGAAGUCUAGCAGCAGUUGAAUGUAAGCAUGGCCUCUAAAGCAAUGUGCAUGUUUUCGUAAGCUUUUAAAAGUUUAAUUUCAUGUUUUUCAUAUUUGCAGACUUUUGAAGACAGUGACUUGUUUCAUCUGAUUGGUGUUGUCUGUGGGCUAGCAAUAUAUAAUUUUACUAUUGUAGAGCUUCACUUCCCCUUGGCUUUAUAUAAGAAGCUCCUGAACAAGAAACCUUCCUUGGACGACCUCAA